Molecule: messenger RNA, 2928 nt
Organism: Centruroides sculpturatus (bark scorpion)
Lineage: Eukaryota; Metazoa; Arthropoda; Arachnida; Scorpiones; Buthidae
Product: moesin/ezrin/radixin homolog 1-like
Exons: 15
Coding region: 180-1898 (572 amino acids)
Biological process (GO): regulation of cell shape; positive regulation of early endosome to late endosome transport; positive regulation of protein localization to early endosome
Cellular component (GO): cytoskeleton; filopodium; apical part of cell
Molecular function (GO): cell adhesion molecule binding; actin binding
Source: RefSeq, a predicted model, not a curated record
GUUUCAGAACUUACGUAAAAGUUUACUUCCACGUUGUAACAUAUAUUACGCCGAUAGGGGGCGUUUCGCAACGACCCCACCCUUGAAUGGAGGAGGAGCGGCCAUAUUGGCAUCCGGAUUAAAAAAGAAUCUCUUCAAGAAAUUUAUUUGAGUGAUUAAAUUGAAGAAAAACUGCCAAAAUGCCUAAACCAGUUAAUGUACGUGUGACUACUAUGGAUGCAGAGCUGGAGUUUGCCAUCCAACCUAAUACAACUGGCAAACAAUUAUUUGAUCAAGUAGUGAAAACUAUUGGUCUUAGGGAGAUAUGGUUUUUUGGUCUGCAAUAUACAGACAGCAAAAAUUAUAUUACUUGGCUGAAAUUAAAUAAGAAGGUUCUUGGUCAAGAUGUAAAAAAAGAAAAUCCUUUACAAUUCAAAUUUCGUGCUAAAUUUUAUCCUGAGGAUGUUGCCGAAGAACUGAUUCAAGAUAAUACUGUGAGAUUGUUCUAUUUACAAGUGAAAAAUAGUAUUCUUGCUGAUGAAAUAUAUUGUCCACCAGAAACAUCAGUCCUUCUAGCAUCUUAUGCGGUACAGGGAAAAUAUGGAGAUUAUAAUCCUGAAAAGCACAAAUUAGGAUGCUUAUCUGCUGAUAGAUUACUUCCACAAAGAGUGAUGGAUCAGCAUAAAUUAUCUAAAGAACAAUGGGAUGAAAGAAUAACUAACUGGUGGGCAGAGCAUAAAGCAAUGCCAGGGGAGGAUGCAAUGAUGGAAUAUUUGAAAAUCGCUCAAGAUUUGGAAAUGUAUGGAGUAAAUUAUUUUGAGAUAAAAAAUAAGAAAGGAACUGAUCUAUGGUUAGGAGUAGAUGCACUUGGCUUAAAUAUAUAUGAAAAGGAUGACAAACUUACUCCAAAGAUUGGCUUUCCAUGGAGUGAAAUAAGAAAUAUAUCAUUUAAUGAUAGAAAGUUUGUCAUUAAACCAAUUGACAAGAAAGCUCCAGACUUCGUAUUUUUUGCUCCUCGUUUAAGAAUUAAUAAAAGAAUACUUGCUCUAUGUAUGGGAAAUCAUGAGUUAUAUAUGCGCCGUCGCAAACCUGAUACUAUUGAAGUGCAACAAAUGAAAGCACAAGCACGAGAAGAAAAACUUGCUAAACAACAAGAAAGAGAAAAAUUGAGGAGAGAAAUGGAAGCUCGUGAGUUGGCUGAGCGUAAGCAACAAGAAUAUGCUGAUAGAUUAAAACAAAUGCAAGAGGAAAUGACAAGAAGACAAGAAGAAUUGAGAGAAGCACAGGAAACUAUUCGUCGCUUAGAAGAACAACUGAAAUUGAUGCAGCAAGCCAAAGAAGAGUUGGAAAAGAAACAGCAGGAACUUGAAGACAUGAUGCGUAAAUUAGAAGAAAAUAAAGCAAUGGAAGCUGAGGAAAAAGCCAAAUUAGAAGAAGAUAUCCGUCGUAAACAAUUAGAAGUCCAAACUAUCCAAGAAGAAGUUGCUCAGAAAGAUGAAGAAACUAGACGUCUUCAAGCAGAAGUGGAAGAAGCCAGAAAACGGCAAGAAGAAGUUUCAGCUGCAUUGCUUGCUGUUACUGAAACCCCUCAACAUCAUCAUAUUCAUGAAGAUGAACAUGAAGAAAAUGAUGAAUUGACCAAUGGAGAAUAUGGUGCUGAUUUAACAAAAGAUGACUCUAUUAACAUCCCACGUCCCGAAGAAGAUCGUAUAACUCAAGUUUCUAAAGAAAAACAUUUACAAGAUCAAUUGAAAUUAUUGAGCAAAGAUCUGGCACUGCAGAAAGAUGAUACAAAGCUGACUCGAAAUGAUUUACUCCAUCAAGAAAAUGUCCGGCAAGGAAGAGAUAAAUACAAGACGCUGCGAGAAAUUCGCAAAGGGAACACUAAACGAAGAGUCGAUCAGUUUGAGAACAUGUAAAAAAAUCCCGUCUGCCAUUUUUAUAAAUAUAUUAACUAAUUUAGUAACUACAUUUAAAAGGUGCAAAGCAAGUUUGUUAGAUUACGAUCCAAAAUAUUCUAUUAUGAAAAUUAAUAAUUCAGAUUAUCAUUUGUAAUUUUUGAAUAUUUUGUUUUGUGCCUUUUUUUCUGUUAAAGCAUUCCAAAUUUUGCUUUGUUUUUUUGUUUUUUACAAUAUGCAUUUUGAAUAUGUCACAGUAUUAGGAAGCAUUUUUUGCUUGAAAUUCUUCUAUACACUUCUUAAUUUUCUUGUUAUAAUCAGGAAAUUAACUGUGAUCGGUUUCACAAUAUCUAUAGAUAAUGAAAAAGGAUGCGACAAAAUGUUUCUUGCCACACGAAUCGCACAGCGAUCGAAAACUUAUUUGGAACAUUCCCGUGGCCAUGUCGCUCCUCCAAUUAGAAUGCCAUUUUUUAAUUAAUUAGUACUUCACGAAUUAUGUGCCUAAAAUAUUUUUAAGUACUUUUGAUAUAGAUUUGUAGCGUUAUAUAUUCAGUACUUUUUGUAAUGGGGAUCUUCCAAUUUUACAAACAUGUUCCUGUUUAUAUUUUCAUAAAAGAUCUAAAAUUAGUAAAAAGUUAUGUACGACAAACUUUUAGGUAUAUAUAUAUAAAGAGAAAGAAAGGAAAAUGUUCCGACAUAUCGUGGGGAAGUAAUAUAAAUUAACGAAGGACAAAAAUUGUUGUUUGACAAGUCAAUACCUGCCAAAUAUUAAAAUGUUUAAAGUGAAAGAAUCUAAUAUGUAUGUAUGCCUUAAAAUUUUUUGCCAAUCUUUUUUAAUAACAAAUAAUUGAUUUUCUACAAAUUAUGUUUUGAUACAAUUUUUAUAAUACGAGGGGGAAAGACGAAUUUAACAUUUGCAGGUAUUGGGGCCGGGACAACGUCCCUCGAAGGUGCUGUCGUUGGUAACUAUUUUGCUGUCACAAAAUGUUGUUUGUUGCAAAGAUUGAUUGCCAGAAGAAACAAAAAUAAAGGAUUAUAGAUUAAAGUUUCA